UCUGUUGUCGUGUGUUUAUCGAGGGAAUGCGAAGGGAUAGGGGUGUUUGGAAUUGGCCGGAUGAGUCUUGGGAGUCGUGAAGCUGUUGUUUGUUGUUGCCGUCAUGGAGCAGGUCGUCGUUCGGUGGAAUUGGCUGCAAGAGUCUUGAGAGGCGUGAUGCCGUUGUUUGUUGUUGCUGUUGGGGAGCAUCUUGCGUCUGGAGCGGAUCAAUGUCUUUGUGGCUCUGUGUCCCUUCGUGUCUGUCUCUCCCUUUGUUGUGGUCUUGAAGAGUUUGCAGAUGUUGUUGGACGAUUCAGUCUUCCCGGUGGGCGGAGCUUGUUGCGCGAGUCUUGAGAGUCAUCUUGCUGUUGCUUGUUGUCAUCGUAGGGGAGCACCUUGUGCUUGGAGGUAUGCGACAGCACGGUCGAUGAUGUGAGAUCUGAAGGUGGGAAAGGGAGGGAGCGGGCGUUGGGUUUGCUGGUGGGGGAGGAGGAUAAGGUCGUUAAGGUAGUCCCAUGCGCGUGGUGUGUGCGGUAUGUUAUAUCUGUCGAGUGUGAGGGGGGAUGUGAGCAUGUCGUGGAUGAUGGCAGUGGAACGGGUUGCGCCCCAAGGCUCAAGAGGGAGCCACCAAAGGGGAUCGGUCUGACGGAUUCUGUGAGGUUGAAGAGGAGGGCGUAGAGGCGGCGAAGCAGAAGCAAUGAAAGAUUGUUUGUGGUAGGCGGUUGUAUCCAGUCGCACUGGUAGUGGGGGCGGGUGAAAAUGGGGGAGCGAAUUUUGUUGUAGUCGUCAUUGACGAUUUUUAGCAUGAAGGUUUUCAUUUGUGUGAAAUGGAUGUUGGGAUGCGGGUGAGGGUCUGGGCAGUGGAGGAUGUGUGUGCGGUUUUGUUUGUAAAUGUCGAAGAAGUCGUAGAGGUGAGGCGAAAAGGCAGCGUGGUAGGUAGCAAGGAAGUCUUCCCACAGAAGCUGGUCGAUAACGUGAUUGAUGUUAUUGGGGUUGAUGAGAGGGAUCCAGGUGUCGAAUGAGGGGAGGGGGAGGCGAGCGAGGGUGUCGUCAUCGAGAUCGGACGGUGAAGAGGUUAGGUGUUGUGAGGAGGAUGGCAAAGUUAAGGCAGUGAGUGUUGGAGUGGUUGUGAGUUGUGAAGAUAUAGAAGAAGCAAUUACGGAUGUGGAUGUGGUAGUGGAGACUGUGGUAGGCGUUGUGAGAGGCACAACGAUUUGUGACGGUGUGGAUGAAGCAAGGGUUGUAGCAGUUGGAGCAGGUGUUGAUGUGGUUGUCGAUGGAGAUGUCGCGGCGGUUGCAAAUUUCUUAGGGAAAGUAGCAGUCGGGGCAGGAGUUGUAGCAGUGGUUGAUGUAGGUGUUGCAGUCGUUGUUGCACUGGUCGUUGUCGCGUUGAUCUUUUAGCUUGUUUGUCGGUGUUCGAUGUUGAGGUCUUCUGUUUUUUUGGCGGUGAACCUGCAGGAGAGACAAAGAUGCAGUGUAAGAGGAGGCGGAUGAAUAUUUAGUCAAGGAUAUCUUUGUAUACAAUAUUGGCAGUUUGUUGAAGAGGUGUAGGGAGGGAGAAACGUAUAUGGGCGGGGUCGCCAACUCUCGAUGCAGCAACGUAAAGUUGGCCAUGUGCAAAUGGUGGUUGGUAAAGAUCAAUGGCAGCAUGUUUGAUGGAUUGGCCUUAUGAUUUGUUGAUGGUGAUUGCGAAGGCGAGAUGGAUGGGGAAUUGUCGCCUUUGGCACGGGAAGGGGGAUGAGGCAUCAGUGAUUGUCAGCAAGAUACGUGGUACGAGAAUAGGGUCAAGGGACGGCAGGGUUCGAUCGUGAAGGGGUCUGUUGUUUGUGAUGGAGUCAAUAAUGAGUUGGGUGCCGUUGCAGAGGCCGUUUCUCAUGGCGAUAUUUCGUAAGACGAUGACAGGGGCGCCUUUUUUCAUUCAGAGGAUGUGGGGGGGCAGUGAUGGAAGGUCCAGUGAGUUGAGAGUGUCGGCAGGGACAUCAGGGAAGCUUGCAUUCGGGAGGAGGGAGUCGGCACUAAGGGACGUGAUGACGGGUCUUGGAAAUGAAUCAAGAAUUAUAUUGUUAAGUGUUGAAACGACUUUGUUUUUGAAUGACAAAAUAAGCCGUUCAGCAAGCCAUUGCGGGUUUGUGGAGUUUUCUUGCAGGUGAGGGAAUGUCCAGUUUAUAAGUUCGGGAGUGUCGCCGUGGAGGCAAAGGUGACUUGGGAGGGGAAUGGUAUUCGGAGGUGCAUUAUGUGUUUGUUCAAUUUGACCGUUUCCGAGUGCGAGUAACCAUUCAGCAUAGUUAUGUCCGGCAGGAGUAUUGAUUUGUGUUAGGACAUGCAUGUUCUCAGAAAGACGCAUUGUGCGGAAGUGUUGUCAAAGAAAGGAGGAUUUUAUGCACGCGUUUACAGUUUGGGCGCGUGUGCCUUUGAUGAUAACAAGAAGGAUUUGUCAGAAAUCCCCACCGAGAACAGAGAUUUUUCCACCGAAUGCAAGUGAGCAAGAACAAAUGUCUUGCAACGUU
Molecule: messenger RNA, 2486 nt
Organism: Chara braunii
Lineage: Eukaryota; Viridiplantae; Streptophyta; Charophyceae; Charales; Characeae
Source: the annotation of a GenBank genome assembly